Saccostrea cuccullata (small rock oyster) is the source of this 937-nucleotide messenger RNA. RefSeq lists its product as uncharacterized. The transcript is spliced from 2 exons. Bases 107 to 910 code for a protein of 267 amino acids. The record is from RefSeq and is a predicted model, not a curated record. NCBI's taxonomy places the organism in Eukaryota, Metazoa, Mollusca, Bivalvia, Ostreida, Ostreidae.
GAAGUUGUCAAUAACAAAGGGAUGUAUCAAGUCAACUCAUAACCUGACUGACUCGUACAAAUCAACUCGUACUCAAUGCACCAACUCCUAACCAAAAUUUAAAGAUAUGUUGCUGAACACAUCAAGGAUUUUAGUGAGAAGGGUAUUGGUAUCUCCAUCAUCACAUUUGAUGCAGAAUUGUGUAGGUAAUCGAGUGAAGCCAGUUUGUAACUUCAGUGUACUUAACUCUACAAGGCACUAUAGUGACAAAUCUGAUGAAAUGAUCAAGAAAAACAGAGUACUUUCCCCUAAGGAUAAAAAAUUGCAGCUUCAUUUCCAUAUUGUCAAUGACCCUAAUCUAACACCCAGGGAAAAGCAUUUAAUGAUAUCAGCUCUGAUUGCGAAUGUUAAGUUCUGUGAUGAAGAAUUUGGAAAACUGAUCUACGCUGACCCAUAUGGAAAAGAAGUUUUACAAUUCAUGAAAACAAGAAAACAAAUUCCUAUGUUUGGCAUUCCUGCAUCGUGUGUGAUGGCAUACUUUCUUCCAUAUGGUAUUUAUGCCCAGGCAACUUUAGCUGGGGUUUUGUCAGCCCUCUGUGUUUCAGAAUUUUAUCGAGUAUUGUCAGGCAUGAAGAAGAGAAUCUUCUUCAUUUACUACGAACCACAGCAGAAAAUCUACACGGCAAUGACAUUGGCAGGCCUUCAGGAUUUCAUGCCCACUCAUUUCAGUGAAGAGGAAUUUCAGCCUAAUAAAGAAGAAGGGGCACACAAAGUUCUACUGCAUGGCAAGACAUUCUCAGCAUAUGAAGGGAAGGAUGCUUACCUAAAUGACAAUUUUUAUGAAAUAUUAUGGAAAGAAGAAAUUGUUGGAAAAAAUGUUAAAAAUGAAGAUAACAGUGAUACACAACAGAAAAUGUCAGCUGUUAAUUGAGGAAUAAAAUUUUAGAAUUUUUAGAAA